AGACAAGCCUGAAAGAGAGCAAGAUUUCCAGCUAAUGAUUGACAGGUGUAGGUCUGUGAACAGGGGCUAUAAAUCCCAGAGGUGAGCUCUCUAGCCACCCUUUGGGGAAAGGCCAACGACUGCAGGGAGCACUCAGGAUCUGCCUUCAGUGAACCAUGGGGCUCAGUGACCAGGAAUGGCAGCAGGUCCUGACCGUCUGGGGAAAGGUGGAGUCUGACCUCGCCGGCCAUGGGCAUAUAAUUUUAAUGAGACUCUUUCAGGACCACCCUGAGACCAUUGAAAAGUUUGAAAAGUUCAAAGGCCUGAAGACCCCUGAUGCAAUGAAAGGCUCUGAGGAUCUGAAAAAACAUGGAGCUACUGUUCUUACCCAGCUGGGAAAAAUCCUGAAACAGAAGGGUAAUCACGAAUCAGAGCUGAAGCCCCUGGCUCAGACCCAUGCGACCAAGCACAAAAUCCCUGUCAAAUAUCUGGAGUUCAUUUCUGAAGUCAUUAUCAAGGUCCUUGCUGAAAAACAUGCUGCAGACUUUGGGGCUGAUGCCCAGGCUGCAAUGAAGAAGGCCCUGGAGCUGUUCCGAAAUGAUAUGGCCGCCAAGUACAAGGAGUUCGGUUUCCAGGGUUAGCACAUAUGCACAAAGGAAUAUCAUGAUGGAGGCCUGGCCAAGCAUCUUAGAUAGCUUCCCCAGCACUGUUUUGGACAUCUCACAACUGGCCAUCCAUGAUGUGUGGGAAAGCUUUGAUGAGAGGCCAAGAGUCACUCCAGGCAGAAUAGAGGCACUCAGUGAUAUCCAUGAUAAACUGUUGUUUCUUGGCUUCAUGUAUACAAAAGAAAUUAUCUGCUUUCUUAGGAAAAAUAAUGUUAGAGGUUAUUUGUGAGCUUCUGCCUAUCUCCUUUCUCUCUCUCCCUCCCUCAGUCUCAUCUGAGAGGAAAAUGGCAUGGCCAGAAAUGAAGGGAUGUGGAGGAACAAGGGAAGUGUUGAGUGUGGUGAAUGAGAGAGUUGAAGGGAUGACCCAAAUGAAAGUGUUGUAAGGAUGGCAAGCAAGGACACAGAUUCCCAUUCUUCCCACAGGUCAGUCUGUUAGCAGGUUACUAUGGUGAGCUUCCAGCACAGUAUUACUUUGCUUUGUGAGGGCAAAUGCAACCGGUCAGUCUCCAGGGCCUGCCAGCUCUUGGAGGCUUUAGGUGUUAAACUUGCAUUAGCAAAACUAUAAAGAGCAGUACUGCCUGUGAUCUGUACGUUUCUGGCAGCCACCACUAUGUAUCUGAAGGUCUAUUGCACUGGGAAGUAAAGUAUGUGUUUCUCAGAAAAUAAAAAUCCCUGCACCAGU
Corapipo altera (White-ruffed manakin) is the source of this 1326-nucleotide messenger RNA. RefSeq names its product myoglobin (gene MB). Lineage: Eukaryota; Metazoa; Chordata; Aves; Passeriformes; Pipridae. Gene Ontology annotation, cellular component: extracellular exosome. The transcript is spliced from 3 exons. Gene Ontology annotation, molecular function: oxygen binding; heme binding. The coding region runs from base 156 to 620 and encodes 154 amino acids. Gene Ontology annotation, biological process: oxygen transport. The record is from RefSeq and is a predicted model, not a curated record.